AGCAGAUAACUCGAACCCAGGUCAGGGUGACAUGCCAGUGUUAUGAUUGGUGGUAAUAAGUGCCAAUCUUGGGAAAUGACAAUGAAUCUUCGAUUACACUACGGUAAGUAGUACGGUGAAUGAGUACUGUACGGUAAACGGUAAUAACGGUAUGUCGGCAUUGGGUAAAGUAGGUACGGAACCACAAUAGUUUUGGCUCAAGGUUCCCCGAAGCUCCUUGCUCCUGACCUUUUGAAUCCGACAUUGUAGAUCUCACCCAUUGCGACAGAAUUUAGCCAGUCAAUAAGUAUCAUCGAGGUACAUUUAGGCUCGUCCUCUACUUUGGCAGCAUUUAUCACGCGGCAAUAUGGUGCCUUGGGGCCUCCUCGACGACAAAGAGGAAAACGAGCUUCACAAGUCUCGUCUUCUUAAUGUGGAAGAAAAGCCCUUCAAGCGCGUCACCAAGCGCCUAAACUCGCUCCAUGCACUAACUGUCGCACGAGCGCGCCAGGCGGCGGCACCGCCCCCUGAGACGAACGGCAACCCCCAGGAGCAACAACAACAACAAUUAACCCCCAACCAGCAACAGCGCGAUGGCGCAUCGCCCGCUCCCGGGGGCGACGCCCUCUCUUCGGCCGAUCUCGCUCAGCUCAAGGAAGACAUCACGCUCGAUUUCGCCGCCUUCGACAGCAGCAUCGCGCGCCUGCAGUUCCUGCUGACCGCCAACGAGCGCGAGCGCGAGCGUUAUGCGGCCGAGCGGCAGCGCAUCCUCGCCACGUCGCAGUCAGUGCGCGACAACACGGCGCACCUGCGCACCCAGCUCGAGCAGGCGCGCGCGACGCUCGCCCAGCGCCGCAAGUUCGACGAGCUCGCCGACGCCAUCACCGGUAACCCGUCGCUGCGCCCGCGCGCCGAGCAGGCCGCCAACCUGCGCAAGCUGGAAGAGGAGAUUGCCGAGCUCGAGGCUGAGCGGGAGGCGUACGGCGUCACGUGGAAUGAGCGGAGGGAGCAGUUUGCUAGGAUCAUGGACGAGAGCAUGCGGCUGAGGAGGCUGAUUCGGGAUGAGAAGGAGGAGGUAGAGCGGCGGGAAGGGAUGGACGAUGACGAGGCCGGUGGUACGCCGCGACCUUCGGGAAUAGCCAGCCGGGGUUCGACGCCGCGCCCGGAGAGCGGGUUGAUGCCCAAGAGCGGGACGGAGAAUGGUGAUGGCGGGGCCACGCCGCGGCCGGUGUCGACAACCGGUGGCAGAACGCCCGCUAGGGAGAGCCCUGCGCCUGGUCACGAUAGUCAGAGUUUCACUGCCAAGCGAGUGACGGAUAUGGGGCCGAGCUUCUCGCAGGUUGGCAGCCAGAGCCAGAUGGCAAGUCGUGAGGGCUCGGUGGACAGGGAAGCCAAAUCGGUGCGGGAAGGCGAGGUCGAGGACGGCGAGGAUGUCGAGAUGGGCGACACCAAGGAUAAUGAGUCCGAACCCGACAGCCCAUUAACGCCGCCUCCCGCAGACGACACGCCGCAGAUAGUGGUCGAUAAGGAGGAGGAUAGCAUGGAUACCACCUAGUCCCGCCGUGACCGGCGAGGUUGUUUCGAUAUCCAAACGGGAACAACGUAGCUCAUGGCCAUUAUCAAUGAGCUACUCAGCGGCGUAUCAAGCAAUAAACUACUCGUUCGAUAUCAUAUCUCCUGCUCCUCUUCUUCCUUCGUAACUUUCUGUCCCGCCUCA
Chaetomium strumarium is the source of this 1696-nucleotide messenger RNA. Its product is annotated as Tho complex subunit 7-domain-containing protein. Gene Ontology annotation, cellular component: THO complex part of transcription export complex. Gene Ontology annotation, biological process: mRNA processing. The record is from RefSeq and is a predicted model, not a curated record. The transcript has a single exon. The coding region runs from base 347 to 1534 and encodes 395 amino acids. NCBI's taxonomy places the organism in Eukaryota, Fungi, Ascomycota, Sordariomycetes, Sordariales, Chaetomiaceae.